AAUUUUCUAUAAAUGUACAAUUUAACUAAUCCUAUUUAAUGUAAAUGUGUGAUCCCAUGGUCAUUUUAUUGACAUUCACACAACUCUUAUGAUAUCAAGCGUCAACUACAAAAAAGUAAAGAUUCACAUAACCACUUUCCAAAACGAAGAUACAAAGUCCAAAACCAAAAUGGACAAAGAGAAAUGCAAACAUAGUCUCAUAAACGCUGCCAAUAGAAGAUUUAUUUGUGCCAUGUGUUUAAAUUCAAAUAAUACACACAAUUGUAACGAAGAUCAUGGGAAAAUAGCAAGACCUUGUCCUAUAUGUCGUAAAAAGUACGAUAACAUUAAUAAAAGAAGUUGUGAUCACACCAAAGUGGAUAAAAAAGAUACAGUGAUUCACACUUAUGAUCAUAGCAAAGAAUGCAGUCUGAGUACUAAUCUAAAAGACAAAUCAAACGCUGAUAAUAAACAUAGUGAUAAAAGAAAUGAGAUUAAUGAAAGGAAUAUGAAAACAAAGAUUCUGAGCACAAAAAUUGUUCAAACGUCUCAAACUGACCUGACCCAAGAUCUCAGUUUACUAAAAGAGGUCCUAACAGUCUUUCAGAGUAAAAAGCUUGAUAUCAAAAGUAAUAACAGUAAAACAGUUGUAAUGAAAGAUGUAUCAGUAGCUACUGAGAGUCAAUCGAAAAUCGACCUUAAGCCAAAGCUCACAAUGAGCAGAAUAUUCCAACUCUCAAUCGAUGAAACUAGCAACAACAAUGGGAAUAAUUUCAAAAUAGUAAAUUAUUCUCAACCUACUAACGCGAAAUCUUCUCACUUUUCAAUAGACUUAAUAAAACACAAAUCUUCAUCGAUUCCUCAAAUGAAAGUGGAAGAAUUGAAGUAUUCUUUGAAAGAGAAGACGAAAUCGAAAGACGCCAUCGAAGAAGUGAACAGAAUGUUCGCGACUGUACGACGACAUCAAAUGUCAAAAAAUCUAGAUGACCCUAAUCGACCUCUGAUUAGAAACGGACCUAGGGUAUUGCCAGUUGUAAAAACUAACACUUAUCAAGAAAACACAAAAGAAAACUCUGAUAGUGAGUUGGAAAAUAAACCAGUUGAUACAGCAAUUUGCAAGUGUUGCCAGACUAAUGAUUUGCAGCUGUCGGCAGGAGAUUCCAUUUUCAAACACGAAUGUUGCUAUCAUAAAAUGCUGCAGGAAGGGAAAUGCGAGAAAUGUGUUUAUAUGCUGUGUUGCCAUUAUCAGAAUCAUAGCAAAGUUGAGGCAGGGGCACUAAUAUGUGAACAUUAUAGAAACCCUUCCGAAGAAAAACAAGGAAAUGCAAAUGGAGGAUGCAAUCAUUGUGAGCAUUUUUAA
Molecule: messenger RNA, 1339 nt
Organism: Ostrinia furnacalis (Asian corn borer)
Lineage: Eukaryota; Metazoa; Arthropoda; Insecta; Lepidoptera; Crambidae
Exons: 2
Coding region: 89-1339 (416 amino acids)
Source: RefSeq, a predicted model, not a curated record